This is a messenger RNA of Andrographis paniculata, 594 nucleotides long. Its product is annotated as kunitz trypsin inhibitor 5-like. Bases 1 to 594 code for a protein of 197 amino acids. Gene Ontology annotation, molecular function: endopeptidase inhibitor activity. The transcript is spliced from 2 exons. Lineage: Eukaryota; Viridiplantae; Streptophyta; Magnoliopsida; Lamiales; Acanthaceae. The record is from RefSeq and is a predicted model, not a curated record.
AUGGCAGAUGGCCAGCCUCAACCUGUGUUGACUCCCCCGGCCGUCAUCGACACAUAUGGAAACGCACUGCAGACAGGAAGCAUGUAUUACAUCUUAUCGGCUCAAAUAGUUCCUGAUGGUGGCCCUAUAACACGGGGCAUCGUCGGCGGCGAUCAAGGCCCCAUGACUGUCGUCCAAGACAGGUCAUCUCUCCGAAAUGCCCUUCCCAUUGUCUUCUAUUCAGCUACUCCGGGGGAACAAUGGAUCCGUGAAUCAGUAAGCUCCGUGACCAUCCGAUUCCAAACCCCAUCGGCGUAUCUCAACUCCACGAUAUGGCAAGUUGCGGAGUAUGAGGACAAAACGACGAGGUUGCGCUACAUACAACUUGGAGGCGUUGUAGGUAAACCCGGCUGCAAAACUUACCGAAAUUGGUUUAAAAUCAUCAAGAAUACCCCCUUCAAAAAUACCUAUAGGAUUCAAUACGAUCCGAGGGAUGUGUGUCCGAUCGCUGGUCGUCGCCGGAACAUUGCCGUCUUUUCGGUGAACGGAAUGUGGCCGUUGGCUCUCACGUCGGAUUAUCCUUAUUCCUUUGUUUUCCAGAAAUUUGAUCCUUAG